Messenger RNA from Diachasma alloeum, 1908 nucleotides. RefSeq names its product dehydrodolichyl diphosphate synthase complex subunit nus1 (gene Tango14). Gene Ontology annotation, cellular component: dehydrodolichyl diphosphate synthase complex; endoplasmic reticulum membrane. The transcript is spliced from 4 exons. Gene Ontology annotation, molecular function: ditrans,polycis-polyprenyl diphosphate synthase [(2E,6E)-farnesyl diphosphate specific] activity. The coding region runs from base 221 to 973 and encodes 250 amino acids. NCBI's taxonomy places the organism in Eukaryota, Metazoa, Arthropoda, Insecta, Hymenoptera, Braconidae. The record is from RefSeq and is a predicted model, not a curated record.
CUCACACGGCAGCUGACUGUGCCACUUGCCACAUGCCGCCCAGUGAACAUUAGUUAACGAACGCGAUGACAUCAGCCUCGUGAUACAGACUCCCAAAGCCGGUUGUGUUGUCGAAAUCUGUACCAACAAUUGUGUGAAAAAGCUGAGGGCCAAGGGUCCCACUGUUGUCACGCAGGGAGACGAUUAUGCCGAAAAAAAUUUGGCCAAUUCACGUGGAAAAAUGUCCCUGCCUCACUACAUCCUGGCUAUCGUCCACUUCGUCUACAGCAUUUACCUCGUUAUCUCUGCCCAAUGGGCCUUAGUGAAACGACAAUUUAGAAAACGAUUCAGUCGAAUUGCAUCGGGGAGUGAUGUUUCAGGGGAGUGGAACGUGGGUAGGAUUAAAAAAUUACCUGGACACUUGGUGGUUGUUGUCGGCUACGAGGACAUAUCCUUCGUUGAUCUCGCUAAGAUUAUUAGUUGGACGGUUACAUUGGAAAUACCACAUGUCAGUUUUUAUGAUCAGGAUGGUGUUAUCAAAAGGAAUUCAAGUAAAUUGAGGAGGGAUUUUGAAACCCUAAGGCCUAAUCUCGGGUCCAGAGUUACUUGGGAGGUUGAAAAAAUCACACCAAAGGCUCAUGCAGCAAAUGGAAUCAAUGGUUUCACAACCACAAAGAUCCACUUUCUAUCAUACGAAAAUGGUAAACACGAGAUAAUCGAGUUGACCAAGGAUCUCUCCCACGCAGUGACCCAAGGACUCCUAAAACCCAGCGAAAUUGACAUAAACCUGAUGGAUGAAAAAUUACGUUUCAAUUUCCCUGAUCCCGAUCUCGUAAUAAUCUGCGGCAAGACAUUUUCCACAUUCGGAGUGCUUCCAUGGCACAUACGCAUAACUGAAUUUAUUCACUUAUCAACCCAUCACGACGUGUCCCACCAGGAUUUCAUGGAUAUACUCGUGAAGCAUGGUAAUUGUGUGCAACGAUAUGGUAAAUAAUCCAUCUAGUAUUGAAGUAUUAUUGGAAUUAUUACUGCAACUGCAGCCUCUGCACAUGAUUUACUGCCUCAAUGAGGCCACCACCGAUAAAUUAACGGAGAAACAAUGCUGGUAACCAACGAAUGGGCAUGUAAUUGAAACUAAUGCUGAAUACCAAAUGGUUGACGGCUUAUGUCAAUGUAAAUAAUAAGUAUUUAAGGAAUCAAUCAUUUAUUUAUGGUGUACACUUGGUGAAUUAAUGAGCAAAAGCAAAAAUAAUUUCAAGUGUCAUAGGGUGAGAAAUGUAUCUCCAAAGGGAAUUCUAAGAGAACGUAACUCAAAUCUUCAAUUCAAAGAGAGAAAUUCCACGAUUUUUAACUGCAUUGAAAACAAUAAAUCACGUAAAUUGACAAAAAAAAUGAUAAGCGUUAAUUUAACGUUGUUCAGUAUAUUAUCCAGUUUUUUCUUAUGAAAUUUUUCAAUUUAUUUUUCUCUCAUGAGGAUAACGUCCACCGAAAAAAUGAUAAAUCAACUCUCCAUUCAAGUUAUUUCACCCGCUGAAUGGAACGCCCUCAAUAGAAUUUUUAAUUAAAAUUAAAUCUUUCUAAUUUAUUCGUAAAUUCCAAUUUAAUUCUCCUGCAUUGAAGAUUCGACAUACGUUCAUCUACAAUUUUAUUCUAAAAACCCUAUUUGUCCAGGAUCCACCAACUAGCGAAGUGGCGAAACAGUAUAAAACAGUCAAUUUCCCCUGAGGAUGAUUUUUGCAAACAAUCCUAGGAGUUUCACCACUACCCUCCAUGAAUUAUAUCGUGCAUUCCAUUAUCUUUCGAUUCAUCCACGAUGUAAACCAAAACCCCAAGAUAUUUUGUAAAAAAAAUCAACUCCCACUAUCAAUAAUGUAAAAACAGAUCAAUGACACAAAACGAUUGAAAUAAAUCCAGAGAAUGUUCAAAGUA